This is a messenger RNA of Alosa alosa (allis shad), 2125 nucleotides long. RefSeq names its product impact RWD domain protein (gene impact). Bases 341 to 1297 code for a protein of 318 amino acids. The record is from RefSeq and is a predicted model, not a curated record. The transcript has 11 exons. Gene Ontology annotation, cellular component: cytoplasm. Gene Ontology annotation, molecular function: protein binding. Lineage: Eukaryota; Metazoa; Chordata; Actinopteri; Clupeiformes; Clupeidae. Gene Ontology annotation, biological process: regulation of translational initiation.
AGGUUCAGGGGCGGGAGCAUAUGCGACAACACAAGACAGCCACAGCCUAAACAACACAUGCACUAUGUACAACUUUACUGUCAGUUAGAUGGACUCUUUGUUUUAAUGUAUUAACUGUUGAUGACUGACUGGAAGUACUUUUAGCCCCUUUCUCUUCGUACGUGCAUUUUAGAUAUUUGCUGUAGGUUGUAGUAGCGUCAAUUCAUUGAAACUGCUGGUGGUGGUGAAGGUUGUGGACAACGAGGCUACUGCGAAGCAACGUGGACAAUUAGUUAGAACUCUACAGUAGGCUAUGACUUAGCAGUAGCAGCUAAGUUAGUUUAAACCCUAUGGUUUAAACAUGGCUCAGCAGGAUAUGGGUGAUCUUCAAUCUCAGAUAGAUGAGAUUGAAGCUCUGUCAUCCAUAUAUGGUGAUGAAUGGUGUGUGAUUGAUGAAGCUUCAAGAAUAUUUUGCAUCAAAAUAUCUGACAGUUCAGACCAUCCAAAAUGGACAGCUUGUUUACAGACGAUUCUACCUGCAGACUAUCCCAGCAGAGCACCACCUCUAUAUCAAAUAAAUGCUGGGUGGCUGAGAGGUCCAGAAAGAAUGGAACUGUCAAACAGCCUGGAGGAGAUUUAUUUGGAGAAUGCUGGUGAGAGUAUCCUCUAUCUUUGGGUGGAGAAAAUUCGGGAAUUUCUUGUGGAGAAGUCUCUCAGCUCUGAUUCGGUGGAGGAGUCUGAGCUGAGAAAAACCAUGGUGACAGAGGAAGAGGAAGAUUAUGACGAUGAGGAAGACCAUAUAGACUACAGCGUGCUGAAGAACACCGACCAAGCCCAUCUUUUUGUAGAUCGACUUGGGGGGGAAGAGUUGCCUGAAAUUAAACACGGUGAACCCAUCACAGAAAGACGGAGCACCUUCCAACCUCACUUAGCUAUGGUGGUCACCCCCAAGCAGGUCCGACUGGUACUGGACAAGCUGUAUGAAAAUAAAAAGAUAGCCAGUGCCACUCACAACAUCUAUGCAUACCGGAUACACUGUGAGGACAAGAACACCUUCCUACAAGACUGUGAGGAUGAUGGUGAGACAGCUGCAGGUGGAAGACUGCUUCAUCUUUUGCAGAUUCUGGAUGUUCGGAAUGUGAUGGUUGUGGUCACUCGCUGGUACGGGGGCAUUCUGCUGGGGCCAGACCGCUUCAAACACAUCAACAACUGUGCCAGGAGCAUCCUGGUCCAGGAGGGCUUCGCUGAAUGUUCGGAAGAAGAAGCGGGCAGAGGCGGAGGGAAGAGCAAGAAGUCCCGAGGCAAGAAGACAAAGUAAAAAGGAGGAAACCGCUGGAUUCUGACAAUCCCAAAGGAGAAGGAGGGAUAGAUGGAGGCUGUCUGUCUGUCGGCUUUGAAGUCAAACAGGGAUAGAUGGGAGUCUGUUUGUCUGUCGGCUUUAAAGUCAAACAGACAGACAGAUAGAAGAUGGAGAAUAACUAAAAAAAGACUGAAAUAUUAAGAGUGAUGUCCAGAUUGAUGGAAUAAUAAAAGAAUGCAGUCAUGAACCACAAGGCUGUGGAUCUAUGCUGAUGGCUAGCUGCGCCUAACCAUGUGGCAUGACUCAGAUACUCAGGCUCCUUCAGGUCUCUCAGGCGGUCUCUUCUAUAUGGUUAAAGGGCAUCCAGUAAAUGUAUACGUGCAUUGUUCACAGAAGAAAAAAACGGUCUCAGUAAAUAAAUUAUUACAUGUGCAAUGUAAUGUUAGUUAUGAUGAAAUAAUCAAAGUACUAUUUGUGCAGAAUGUAUUGUGUCAAGGGCUGUUUUAUGAUAAAAAAGACAAACCCUGACUAUAUUAUAUAGUUUCUGAAUGUCCGACUUUAUUUUAUUUUUUUUGUCAAAAUGGCAAGAUCUAUUCACUUUGUACACAGGACCAGUGUUAGGUAAUGAAGCACAGGCUCUGACACCUGCCAACACCAUUUAUGUGAAAAUCCAAGCAGGUUGUCUGGAGAUCGUAUUGGGGUCUGACACCUGGUUUUGGCUGCCUUAUCAACUCAAACUAUAUCCAACUUGUGCCAUUACAAAUUAGAUAUUUAAAAUUGAAUUCCAUAUUUAAUAAGUUACUGAUUGUCCAGGGUGUCUGAUUCACAUUAAAAAAUCUUUCCUCA